Molecule: messenger RNA, 1598 nt
Organism: Pogoniulus pusillus (Red-fronted tinkerbird)
Lineage: Eukaryota; Metazoa; Chordata; Aves; Piciformes; Lybiidae
Gene: AKAP7
Product: A-kinase anchoring protein 7
Exons: 9
Coding region: 165-1505 (446 amino acids)
Cellular component (GO): cytosol
Molecular function (GO): protein kinase A regulatory subunit binding
Source: RefSeq, a predicted model, not a curated record
CCGGCGCGGAGCACGCUGGGAGCUGUAGUCCCGCGGCCCCAUGGAGCCUUCCCUGUGCCCCGCCCGGCGCGGAGCACGCUGGGAGCUGUAGUCCCGCGGCCUCACGGCCCCGCUCCCCGGCGGUCGGCUCGGUAGCGGCCCCCGUUUCCCGCCCCGGUCCGGGCAUGCAGCGGCUGCUGCGGCGGCUCCUUCCCGCUCUUUACGCGGCGCGGCCGGCGGCCUGUGCCCCGCCCGCCCGGCAAGCCGAGCCCGCGCUGCCGCGCUUCAUGGCGCUGCGGCCUGCGGCGGGCGCCGAGGGAGGCGAUGGCGCCGCGGAGCCCACUGGCGCCGCGGGCAGGACUGCGGAGCGCGGUGGGCUGGAAAAUGUACAGCAGAAGAACACCUUUAAAAAGAGUAAAGAAGAGACAGAAGAGGGGAAGGAGCUGUGCCCUGCCGAGCUGGUGCAGUCCCUGAUGGCAGAAAUGCCUUUUGUCGACACUGACAUUGAGGAUGAAUUUGUUUUGUGUGCAAGCUCUGAAAUAACUAUGAAAAAGAGAAGAAAGAGGACUGCUGGAAAGGAAACUGAAGAAGGUGGUGAGAGGAAGAAGAAAAAGAGAACACAGUAUCGGCCAAACUACUUCAUUUCGCUUCCAAUUACUAACCCAGAGAUCACUGGCAGGAUUCAGGCUGUCCAAGAUGCAAUAACACAAAAGGAUCAAAGGCUUUCCAAAGCGAUGGUUCGUGCCGGCUCCUUCCAUGUCACCAUGCUGGUGAUGCAUUUGGCCACUGAAGAAGAAAUUAACAUAGCAGUUGGUGCUCUUGCAGACAGCAAGGCCUUUGUAGAAGAGCUCCUGAAGGGAAGAGCCCUGGACUUGUCUUUUGAAGGCAUUGAUCACUUCAGUAAUGCAGUUGGAUUUGUGAAGCUGGCAGAAGAUGACCACACAGCUGUACUGAAGGAAGUAGCAGAGAUUAUGAAGAAGGUAUUUCAAGAAAAGGGCAUCUUGGCUGGAGAAGAAAGAGCUUUUAACCCACACCUGACCUUCAUGAAGCUGUCCAAAUGCCCACAGCUACGGAAGGAGGUGAAGAGGAUUGACUCCAGGCUGUAUGAAGAGUUUAAAAGCCUUUACUUUGGAGAGGAAGUCCUGCACCGCCUGGAUCUUUGCUCUAUGGUUAAAAAAAAGCAACCCAAUGGGUACUACUACUGUGAGUCCUCUAUAGUUUUGGGUGAGAAGCAGGCGGCGGAGCCGGACGAGGCGGAGCUGCUGAGCCUCAGCAAGCGGCUGGUGGAGAACGCGGUGCUGCGGGCGGUGCAGCAGUACCUAGAGGAGACGCAGAACAAGAGCAGGCAGGCGGACGGCAGCCCGCUGAAGGGCGAAGAGGCAGCAAGCGGCGGCAGGAGCCAGGAGGGCACCGACCACAGCAAGAGGGCGCCGCAGGGCAGCCUGCGCCAGGGAGGCUCUGCGCAGAGAGACACAGGCCCUGCUCUGCAGGCUGGCCCGGCUGAAGGAGCUCCUGUCCCGCCCUGACACCCGCGCCAGGAUCAGCCUGGAGCUGCUGCAGGCAGCCCCCACUGCAGCGGCCAGCGGCGGAGCUCUGCCCGCUCUGGAGCUCCCAGCGCC